GACUGACGCUAGUUUGGCUAAUGUUAGGCUCGCUAGCUAACGUUUCUUGCUUGCCUGAAGAUAGCCGAGCACGCUGAGUGGUAAAUCAAUCAUGGAAGAUAAUACCAAGCACAAACUAAAAAUACAUAUUUUCCACAACUUGAAAUGUAGCUAACUAUUAUAUACAGGAAUCAAGCAGAGUUAAACGCUUAUCAUUAACCAUUUGGACAUCGUUUUAUCGCGAAAGGGAAGCGUGAGUUGGUCAGUGAAUUGUAGCUAGGAAAACCCCAUCGAUAGUUAGCUAGCUAACGUUAGCGUGCUUGGUAACGGUAAAGCAGAAAGCGCACAAUUCUUCAUGGAUUGCUCGUAAAACUUUUAAAUAUUUUUUUGUAACAGGAAUGUGUUUGAAAAUGAGGGAAUCUUUUUUUAUUUUAACUAGCUAUCGAGCUAUAACGUUCCAUCUGAAAAAUGUCAAAAUUAUAUGAACAUGCAUGUUAACGAUGCUAUAACGACGUUAUAAACAUCUGUCAAAGCUCAUGUCUUGAAUAUGUUGGGUUGCUAACGUUACAUUAUUGCGUCACGAAAGCCAUCAGAUGGGGACUAUAUUACACUCGAUUUCUCGAGUUACUGUGGCUUUGUCAUAGGAGCUUGCGCCAUUCUCCUUGGAGACGGCAUCGCAGAAAUGUGGGUAGCUUGCUAAAAAAUACAGUGUUAGGGCCUAUGAGGUGGGCAAUCUUGGCAACAUCACUUGGCACGGUCACUACCGAAGAAGUCUCCCGAAACGGAAGAAGUGAAAGGAUGAACAACAUCAACAAAAGCAGACCCUCCAGCUCCGCCAGUUUCUCCUCUACCGCAACAGCAAGUGCCCUUGAUGAUGACAGCACCAGCCUCAGGCAGCAGAAGCUGGAAAAGCAGAGGGCGCUGUUGGAGCAGAAGCAGCGGCGGAAGCGGCAGGAGCCUCUGAUGGUGCAGCCCAACCCAGAGGCCCGGCCCAGGCGCUCCAGGCCUCGGCGCAGUGAGGAGCAGGCCCCGCUGGUGGAGUCGCGCCUCGGCAUCAUCAGCGAUGUCAUCAUGGACGGUAUCGACGGCCCUGCUGCCUUCAUGGGCUCUGAGGCCCCAGACCUGGGUACCAAGAUCCAGAUUCUGUCGGUGAGCAAGUCCCAGCCCCUGUCCCAGCCGCUGCACCAGUCUCCCCUCGCCGAGGAGCCUGACCGGGACGGGGACACGGAGACUCUGCUGGAGCCCAAGACGGACAUCCAUGAGCUGCUGCAGAAACGAGAGGCGUGGGACAUCUCUCUCAGCCCCUCCCCCUCUCUGAUUGACCCCGCCAACGGCAGGGUGGUCCAGUUGGUUGGUGCAGUGGAGGAGGGCCCAGAGGAGGGGCAGGAGGAGGGGCCAGAGCGCCCACUGUCUGCCAGGGAGAAACUACUCCAGUCAGGUCUGUCAGGCAGUAUGAACUACGAAGAGGCCAGUGAGGAUGAGGAACACGGUGAUGAAGACCGGCCACGCUCGCUGUCCCCCAACCCAGAGUCAACACGGCCUGCGUCUGCCUCCAGCGCAAAGUCCAACACAGAGUGCGUGACACCGGGGUCGCCCACGGCGGAGAGCGCCCUGAUCGAAGUGGACAACCUGGAGGAGUUUGUGGUGCGUCCCGCCCUCCGCGGCGUCACCGUCAAGUGCCGCAUAUCCCGGGACAAGAAGGGAAUGGACCGCGGCCUGUACCCCACCUACUUUAUGCACAUGGAGAGAGAGGACGGCAGGAAGCUGUUUCUUCUGGCUGGGAGGAAGAGGAAAAAGAGCAAGACGUCCAACUACCUGAUCUCAGUGGACGCCACGGACCUGUCACGCGAGGGAGAGAGCUUCAUGGGGAAACUGAGGUCUAACCUGAUGGGGACCAAGUUCACGGUGUAUGACCAAGGCACCAACCCCUGUAAGAACCCUGGAGCUUUGCUGGAGGAGAGCAACACACGACAGGAACUCGCAGCCAUCUGCUAUGAGACCAACGUUCUGGGGUUCAAAGGUCCCCGCAAGAUGACCGUCAUCAUCCCAGGCAUGAACAUGAACUUUGAGAGGGUUCCUGUCCGUCCAAACUGUGAGCAGGACAGCCUUCUAAGUAAGUGGCAGAACCAUUCACUGGAGAACCUGAUCGAGCUGCACAACAAGGCCCCCGUGUGGAAUGACGACACCCAGUCCUACGUGCUCAAUUUCCACGGCCGCGUCACACAGGCCUCCGUCAAGAACUUUCAGAUCGUCCACGACAACAAUCCGGACUACAUCGUAAUGCAGUUUGGCAGAGUGGCCGAGGACGUAUUCACCUUAGACUACAACUACCCCAUGUGUGCCCUGCAAGCCUUCGCCAUUGGCCUGUCCAGUUUCGACAGUAAACUGGCCUGCGAGUGACCAACCCCAUCACGACUCCUAACUCGCCAUUCCCUCCAUGGCCUUUUCACCCCCCUCCAGGACAACGCCAACUCCACAACACCGCCCCUCCCCCUCACAGGAUUCAGCGCCUUCCUUGUACAGCUCACCAGCAGUCUGCCACUAUGAAAAUAAUCAUGAAUUAUGACCUCUCACCCGUACGUGGUACAUCCAAUCAUGGCACACUAAUCACGCUGACUUGGAGAGCGGAUGAAGAGAGUGGUUGUGUAAAAGAGAGGACUAAAGCAAGUAGAUUUGGGUGGAGGAUAUAGGAUUUUCCUUAUCGGCAGAAAAAUGAAAUUACCGUCCACAAAGGGAAACUGGUCACAAAUCAUCAAGGCGCCUUUGUUUUCAUUUGUAUUUAUCUGUCGUUCUGUUUCAUUGAGUUUGUAUUGCUUUUUGUUGCUUUAGCUGUUGUAUAUUGGUGAUUUUAUGUGUAUUGAAAUUGGUUGAAAGGGAAAAAUGACACCAAGCAUCAUAGACCAAACACUCCCUGUUAGGGACAGGACUUCUAACACAGACUAGACCAGGUCACAGGAGAUGGUGUCUUUGAUUUAUAUCAGAUUUGAAUGUUUUAUAGGCCUCAAAACAUGUCUGAUGAACUUAUGAGUUUGUUCGUUUUUAGCAGAUGUUUUUAAAGUUUCCUUUAAUGUUGAUUCCAAGUGUCAUUUUACUCCCAUUUUACAUUAUGUUGCCUUCUACAAUCACUGUUGUGCGAUUCUUUUGACGAACUCUGGAAACUUUAUGGUCUAUAUCCUAAAAUUCACCUCACUGUCGUCAAAUGGUCACGUGUUUUCGGUUUCCAGCCAUUUUGCAGCAUCAAGAUGUUCAACAAUUCUAACGUUAAUAAAAAAGGGUUGACAUAGUUUUUCUUCCUCUUAAAGAUGAAUUUCUCGUAAUCACAUUUAUUUGCUUGCAUAUCAGAAAGUGUUGAAGUCAUGCAUGUCCAUCCAAUGUGUCCUCAUCUGUUUCCUUGUUUUAAAAACACAUGUUAGUAAAAGUAUCUCAUUAGCAUUCUGAGGAGUUUGGAAGGGAACAUUUCUUACUGCAAUUCCUUUGUACAUGUCAUUUUGUGAUGUCUUAGCCCCAUGUCAAGUUAAAACCACACGGGAAAGUCAAUAGAGUUGCCCAGCAAGCACGAUUAAAGGAUUUCAUUCUAGUUUUAUGUAAGAUAUAUCUAAAUGUCAUUUCAAUGUGUGGAAUACAUAAGUUGGAAUCCAAACAAUAGAGCCUGGAAUCCAAACAAUAGAGGAAUAUUCCGUUUGGAUUCCAAGUGACAACGGUCGCCCUGUACUCAGUCUACAUUAUAUGCCAAACUUAUCUACCCAUGUAAAAUGACACCAGAUUGAAUAAUAACACUACAUUUGAUAUGUACUGUAGCUGGAAGUGUUACUCUGUUCAGCAGACUACACUUGUACUGUACCAUGAGGUCAUUGAGAACCCACUGGGCAAGAACAGGUUGAAUCCACAAUGUUUCUACGUCAUUUCAACCCCAACAUUUGAGGUUAUGACUUUGAAUCAACAUGGAACACUGAUUGGAUUUGCAAAAAUGAUUUUUUUUUUGACUCAACUUUUAAAUCCAAUGACUGGAUGAAAUGUUUUGUUGAUUUUACGUUGAAUUCACGACUCAACCAAAUGUAAAUCAAAACUAGAUGUUGAACUGACGUCUGUGCCCCGUGGGAAAUUACUUUUGGGGUGGCAUUUAAGGUGCAAAAUAGUUCAAAUAUGUGCAAAAAAUAUAUUUAAAGGUGACCAUAAAAAGUAAUUUAAGUAGAGUUUUUAGUACACUGAAAAAUGCAUAAAUAGUGGCCUUUUGUACAACGCUCGUUGCUGAAGAAAAGUUUAAAAUCACAAUGCCAGAUUAUUACUUUAACAGUAUUUUUUUGCACAGGUUUGAACUAUUUUGCACCAUGAAAAAGUCACCCUUGAUUAAAGUUUCAGCUGGAUGGAUGUGCUAUAGAGAUGCUUCUGUCCAGUAGUGUGAUUCUUGUUCUUGGAGGAUUAGGAACAUUCCUGGGGUAGCCUGCAGGAUGCAUUUGAUUCCUGUCCACUGAUGUGUGACAGUGUCGGGAAAGUUAAUUCACAAGAUGUACUGUUAGAAAGAGGGAAAGGGUUUGUUUGUACAAAAUAUAUAAAAGAGAGAAAUAUACCGUUUUACUACAAGAUAUUUAAGGGGAAUUGCAUUCCAUUCAUAACUUAACUUUCUGACAAUUUUUGGGGAAUUGAAUUUCAGAAAUAUGACUGUAAAUUGAAUAAAUGAAGAUAUUGUAAAGUGAACAAGACUCCCCUUGUAAGUUUAAGUAAUGAAUGUAUUUAGUAAAAAACAUUUAUUUGCACCCUUUCUAAUUCUCUACUUUUGCGUAUGUUUUAUACUAAAUGUUAUCAGAUCUUCAACCAAAACCUAAUAUUAGAUAAAGGGAACCUGGGUGAACAAAUAACACAAUUACAUACUUAUAUAAUUUAUUUAAUAAACAAAGUUAUGCAACAUCCAAUGCCCCUGUGGGAAAAAGUGUCCCCUUAAGCUCAAUUACUGGUUUUGCCAGUUAGCUGCAAUGACUCCAACCAAACGCUUCCUGUAGUUGUUGAUCAGUCUCUCACGUCACUGUGGAGGAAUUUUGGCCUCCUUGCAUGCAGAACUGCUUUAACUCUGACCCUUGAGAUUAGCUCAGGACUUUGACUAGGCCAUUCCAAAACUUCAAUUGUGAUGCCUUUUAGCAAUGUAUUUUUGUUUUUUUUAUCUAAUAUUGGGUUUUGGUUGAAGAUCUGAUAACAUUCAGUAUCAAAAAUAGAAAGGCGGCAAAAACCUUUUCACAGCACGACUGUAUAAACGUUCAUUCAUAGGCUAGGUUGUAGCAACCUCAUGAUGGGUAUAGGGAAAAUGUUAGUAUCAUGUAGUAGCCUAAACCUAUCGGUGUUACAUUCAACUGGGUGAAUGGAAUAUGAAUGACAGUCAUCCAAUAUUCUGUAAUAGAAAUAAUGCCAUGCUUGUUUAAAAAAAAAAUGUCCUCCCUAAUCAUAAACAGAACCGACUGCCCCUGAUGUAUUCAGUAAACCCAUUUAUUUUCAAUAACAUGUUGAAAGCAACAUCUAGAACUUUACAUUUAUUUUUUCUAUAUGACCAAGUGUUACAAUUGCUUUGAUUAUUAAAACAUUUAGAAAAUA
Molecule: messenger RNA, 5559 nt
Organism: Oncorhynchus keta (chum salmon)
Lineage: Eukaryota; Metazoa; Chordata; Actinopteri; Salmoniformes; Salmonidae
Product: tubby-related protein 3-like
Exons: 13
Coding region: 700-2379 (559 amino acids)
Biological process (GO): protein localization to cilium
Cellular component (GO): cilium
Source: RefSeq, a predicted model, not a curated record